Messenger RNA from Lytechinus pictus (painted urchin), 942 nucleotides. RefSeq names its product loricrin-like. Lineage: Eukaryota; Metazoa; Echinodermata; Echinoidea; Temnopleuroida; Toxopneustidae. The record is from RefSeq and is a predicted model, not a curated record. The transcript has 2 exons. Bases 1 to 942 code for a protein of 313 amino acids.
AUGGUGGUGGUUCUGAUUACUGGUGGUGAUGGUGGUGUUGAUGAUGGUGGUGGUGAGGAUGGUGUUGAUGAUGGUGGUGGUUCUGAUACUGGUGAUGGUGGUGUCGAUGAUGGUUGUGGUGAUGGUGGUGUUGAUAAUAGUGGUGGUUCUGAUACUGGUGGUGAUGGUGGUGUUGAUGAUGGUGGUGAUGCUGGUGGUAGACGUGAUUGUGAUCGUACCGGUGGCGGUAGUAGUAGUAGUAGUAGCAGUUGUUGUUGUUGUGGCAGUAGUAGUUGUGAUUGUCAUAGUGGUGAUUAUGAUACUGGUGGUGAUGGUGUUGAUGAUGGUGGUGGUUCUGAUACUUGUGGUGGUGGUGAUGUUGAUGAUGGUGGUGGUGAUGGUGGUGUUGAUGAUAGUGGUGGUUCUGAUACUGGUGGUGAUGGUGGUGUUGAUGAUGGUGGUGAUGCUGGUGGUAGACGUGAUUGUGAUCGUACCGGUGGCGGUAGUAGUAGUAGUAGUAGUAGUAGUAGCAGUUGUUGUUGUUGUGGCAGUAGUAGUUGUGAUUGUCAUAGUGGUGAUUAUGAUACUGGUGGUGAUGGUGUUGAUGAUGGUGGUGGUUCUGAUACUGGUGGUGGUGGUGGUGUUGAUGAUAGUGGUGGUUCUGAUACUGGUGGUGAUGGUGGUGUUGAUGAUGGUGGUGAUGCUGGUGGUAGACGUGAUUGUGAUCUCUUCAUCCGCCUGGUCGUCUGUCCGGCUGGUGUCGUCUCUUCGGCAAUCACGGAGUCGACUUCUCUCUCGAAUCCCGAUGCUUCCGGAUCUGAUUACAGUCCCCUGAUACCCCUCGCCUCGGGGCCCCGCUCCGACGGAGUUGGGCUGCGUCCGACCGUUCCGACUCAGUGGUCUAAACGUGAGACCGUCUCAAGCUUCAUCGUCGGGCAAUCCGUCAUCGCGCUGCUCUUAUGA